Molecule: messenger RNA, 514 nt
Organism: Tuber aestivum (summer truffle)
Lineage: Eukaryota; Fungi; Ascomycota; Pezizomycetes; Pezizales; Tuberaceae
Source: the annotation of a GenBank genome assembly
AUGAAGGGUGUUCUCAGCAGUGGUGCCGAUGGGGCAAGAAGCGAUGAGAUGCGCUGGUUUGUGGAAGGAUAACUGCAGAGACGGGGAGCGACGCGGUGUUUGAACCGUGAAAGUGGGCUGGGGUGGGAGGGGAGAAUGGGAUCGCGUUCCAAAAGGUAAGGUGGACCGCCGAGCGGCGCUGCAGCCACCGCCGCAAAUGUCGCAAGAGGAGGUAAGGGCGACUUUGCGAAACAGAAAUUCACUCCGUGGUCGUGUGGAGGCCGUUUGGGGGAGGCAGAAAUGGGAGAAUGGGUGGUGGUUCGGAAACGAAGUGGGAGCUGAGCAUGACGAUGGCGAUGUUUACGAGGACGAGAGAUGGUGCCCACCAACCAGCCAACCAACCAACCAACCAAGCCUAGCCCUUCUCCUCGGGAACAACGAGACGGUCAUGGAGAACACAAUUCACAACAGAACUUUAUUAAUAGGAAUACACGACCCGAAGCGCAAAGGGGGGGAACGCGAACUCUGGCGGUAA